AUUCCUUGAUUCUUGACAUUUAGAGGGCUGAAUUCCCGUCUCCCACAGAAGGUUGGAGGUGAGGGGAAUAUUCAGACUUCUAAGAAGGGGAUGCUGACAACACAUCCAGGCUGCUUUCUGGAAACUGCAAGAAGCCUGGGUUUCUGUCACCUGAUUGGUCCCAGCUCCACUGUCCCUCCCCCUUGUCCAAUAAAGCAUCUGCCCGAGUUGAGUCACUCUGCAGGAAGCCAGGAACUAGAGACAGAAAAAGGAUCUCAGCUGGUGGCGUGUGCAAGAUGGAAACCAACCUCUCCAUCGCUCCGAAUGAAUAUGAAGAGAUACUCCACGAGUCUGCUGGCUACACUGUUCUGUGGAUCCUAUCACUGGUGGUGCUUGGGAUCACCUUUGUCCUUGGCAUCCUGGGCAAUGGGCUUGUGAUCUGGGUGGCUGGCUUCCGGAUGGCACGCAGUGUCACCACCAUCUGUUACCUGAACUUGGCCUUGGCCGACUUCUCUUUCACUGCCACUCUGCCAUUUCUCAUUGUCUCAAUGGCCAUGAAAGAACGGUGGCCUUUUGGCUGGUUCCUGUGUAAGGUAAUUCACAUUGUGGUGGACAUCAACCUGUUUGGAAGUGUCUUCCUCAUUGCUUUCAUUGCCCUGGACCGCUGUAUUUGUGUCUUGCAUCCAGUCUGGGCCCAGAACCACCGCACUGUAAGUCUGGCUACAAAACUCAUCAUUGGACCCUGGAUUUUUGCCCUAGUCCUUACCUUGCCAGUUUUCAUCUUCUUGACUACAGUAAAUGAUGGAACAGGGAAUAUAUACUGUACUUUCAACUUUGCACACUGGGGCAACAGUAUUGAACAGAGGUUGAAGGUGGCUAUCACCAUGUUGACAAUCAGAGGGAUCAUCCGGUUUAUCAUUGGCUUCAGUAUGCCCAUGUCCAUUGUUGCUAUCUGCUAUGGGCUCAUUGCUGCCAAGAUACGUAAAAAAGGCAUGAUUAAAUCCAGCCGUCCCUUAAGGGUCCUUACUGCUGUUGUGGCUUCCUUCUUUCUCUGUUGGUUCCCCUUUCAAAUGGUUGCCCUUUUAAGCACAGUCUGGCUCAAACAGAUGCUGUUUGAGGGCAAGUACAAAAUCCUUGAUGUCCUGACUAAUCCAACAAGCUCCCUGGCCUUCUUCAACAGCUGCCUCAAUCCAAUCCUUUACGUCUUCAUGGGCCAAGACUUCCGAGAGAGACUGAUCCACUCCCUGCCUGCCAGUCUGGAGAGGGCCCUUACUGAGGACUUAUCCCAGACCAGUGACACAACAAACAAAUCCACUUUACCUCAUGAAGAAGCAGAGUUACAGGCAAUGUGAGGGCAGCUGGGGGACAUUUUUGAGCUCUGUAUGCUCCUACCCUUCUCCCAUUUCCAGCUCCAUCUUACCUUGGGUCAUACUGAGACACGCAUCGUGAAAGGAAAAAGUAACAUAAGAUGUCAUUUUUGGAUUUUGGGCCUCAGCUUCUUCCCCUGGGAUAAGUGGAGACUGUAAAGGGGUACAAGGGAGGAGAAGAGAAAGUGAUGGGGAACUGGUAACGCUUAGAUAAGAGGGUAUGGUAAGGGGAAAACUUUAGUUAUUUUACCAUUAAGAUGUUUGCUGUAGGUUUUAUUUUAAGCUAUUUUUAAUAAGAUUACAGGAAUUUCUUUGUAUUAAUAGUUCACUGUUUUCUUCCUUUAAAAAUCAUGAAUGGCUAUACAACUGUAUCAAAUGAAUUUUAUGCAUAUAUGAAGAUAUUAUUUUUAUCCUUUUAUUUACGCCACCAUACAUUACCUUGAUUGAUUUUUGCAUGUGAAACUACCCUUGCGUUCCUAGAAUAAACCAGGAUUGGUCAUGA
This is a messenger RNA of Felis catus (domestic cat), 1848 nucleotides long. RefSeq names its product N-formyl peptide receptor 2 (gene FPR2). Gene Ontology annotation, molecular function: N-formyl peptide receptor activity; complement receptor activity. Gene Ontology annotation, cellular component: plasma membrane. NCBI's taxonomy places the organism in Eukaryota, Metazoa, Chordata, Mammalia, Carnivora, Felidae. Gene Ontology annotation, biological process: phospholipase C-activating G protein-coupled receptor signaling pathway; inflammatory response; complement receptor mediated signaling pathway. The transcript is spliced from 2 exons. Bases 276 to 1331 code for a protein of 351 amino acids. The record is from RefSeq and is a predicted model, not a curated record.